This is a messenger RNA of Linum trigynum, 3745 nucleotides long. NCBI's taxonomy places the organism in Eukaryota, Viridiplantae, Streptophyta, Magnoliopsida, Malpighiales, Linaceae. The record is from the annotation of a GenBank genome assembly.
CUCAAUGUGAAAAAGAAACCUGAAAAUUAACUGGGGGAGAUAGAGAUGGAGAUGGUGCUGGUGCUGGUUCUUUAGCUCUAAUUCUAAAUAUUAUGUUAAUCCAGUCGGCAAAUGCAUAGAGCAAGAUUGGAUUUUUAUCUCUUAGAUUCGAACUGGUCGCCGUUCUCGCGCAAUAAGAAGCUUGCAAAGAUUCAGAUUCAGUUCUACUCGGUCAGAAGAAGGAUUCCAGAUGUCGGUUCGACAGUGAUACAUGCAUACGGAUCUGGGCAAGGCAGGGUGAGAUCCGGCGCAGCCGCCAUAGCUGUAAGACUCUGUUUCUCAUACCUUUUUCCUUUUCGGUAGGCGUCAGAAUCUGAAAUCCGGGUUAGAAGGGGAUAUCUCUUUCUCCUUCCAUAUCUCGUUCCGCACUUUCCCUAUUUUGUUUCGGAAUCGGAAGCGAAUUCAAUAAAUAGUAGGCUUGUGCUCGGUUUUGAAAGAUAGAGGUCUGCUGUAGAAGAUACAGGGAUAUAAUCAGUUUUGAAACAGAGAAGCAAUGGCCGAUGGAUUGAAGGAUUGGUCUGAAUUAGGGGAGGACCUGCUGUCUAGGAUUGGGCAAUGUUUGAGGACAUUAGAGGAUGUGAUUCGAUCCCGUGCUGUUUGUAAACCAUGGAGGCGAGCCCUAUUGCCCGAGCAGCAGCGCAGGUUUCCCCCAUUCACACAGUGGCUGAUGCUGCCGUUUUGCAGGAGCAACAACAUGAACAUGGAAAUUUCAAUUCGCAGUACCAUCUCCAACUCCCUGGCGGCAGCCGCGGUCGCCACGCCGGUGACUGGGUGCAAAGGCUCAGAGAACUGCCGCUGCUUUUACAAUGUGGCGCUGCAUCAAUUUCACCACAUUGAGUUCCCCCAGGGGCUGCAAGGCAAAAGGUACCGCGGAUCCACAAUGGGCUGGCUGUGCAUUGUGGAUAAAACGCCCGGUAUCUCGUUGUUGAACCCUCUUACUAAGACCGAGAUCGCUCUUCCACCCGCCACAUCUUUCCCCGAUGUGCUGGCCUACCGCUCUGAGAAGGCCCGAGGUGAGUACUUGCUUCGAAUGACAGAUGGUUCCGAGGAAUCCAUUAGCAAGAACUUCUUUUUGAAGAAGUACCUGAAGAGGGUUGUUGUAUCUGCUGAGCCCACCUUGCAGGAAUGCAUCGUGAUGGCCAUCCGCUGGAACACCGAGGAUAAUCGCUUGGCAUUCUGCAGGCCUGCUGAAAUUGAGGCAGGAUGGAAGUUGGUUGCUCACGAGGAAGAGAAUGGUAUACCCCCGGACAAGAUUGGUUUCGUGGAUGUGGUUUUUUGGAGGGAUCGAUUUUAUGCCCUUGACUGGGGAGGAAGGAUUCUGGUGUGUGAUUUUUCUGCUAACCCGCAUCACCCGACCCUGUCGUUCUUUCUUGAAUUUCAUCCCAAUCAUGAUGGUUAUGGCUAUGCCGACAAUCAAUACUUGGUUGCGUGUCCAGCUGCUGUUACCGGGGAUGACGAUGAUCAGCUGGUGAUGGUAUCUAGAUUUACGAAAUGGAUGGAUUUUGACGAGAGCGAUGAUGACGGCAAUUCGGAUGAUGAUUGUCCACAAGGCAACUCCUCCAGAACUUACUGGGCCGAGAAGUUCAAAAUUUUCAAGAUGAAGAAGGAUGCCAUUGGAUGGAAUGAGUUUAACAGCUUCGGAGAAUUUGCCUUGUUCUUGGGGUUCAACUCCUCUGCAACUUUUGUCCCCACCAAAGCGCAUCCUGGAUUACUUCCCAAUUCGAUUUAUUUCACGGAUGAUAUCAUUGACAGCUAUCGAGGGCAGAUGCAUGGAGGUCAUGACAUGGGGGUUUACAACCUUGCCACUAAAGAGGUUAUGCCUCUCUAUUCUACCACCAGUUUGCAUAACAUCCCUUUAAUGAUCUCUCCGUUACCUCUAUGGUUCUCUCCAUCGAAUGUUACUGGUUCGUAAGCACCGGGCUGAAGAAAUCAACUAUCGGCCAGUUUACUUACUCUUGUAGCCAGCCUAUUGUAGGAGAAAGAGAGGCCUCUGCAAUAUUCAGUUAGCUUUUCUUUUGCCCAUCCACUGUGGUGCUAGGUUGUUCCUUAGAUACCUUCUCUGCAAAGGAAACAAAGGAGAAGGAGGCCUAUCACGAACACAACGUGAUGUGCAACUACUGUUACAGAGAAUAAGCUGGGUUGCUAUUCUUCCAUAGCGAUACAGGGGAGUAGCUUUGCGCAUUUGAUUUCACUACAUUUGAUGAUACAUCUAUGUUCAAGCCAACCAGCAUACAUAACAAUCACAACAGUAAUAGCGCUUUCAUUCAUUCCAUUUCCGCUCUUGACGAAAAUCCACAAUGAAAUUAAGCAGCCUCCAAGUGCUGAAAAGUGGUUCAGAUCCCCGCUCCAUCACAGAUUCUGGGUUUUCCAUCUCUUGGAGAAGAACCAAGAACGGUUUUAGAUCUGUAGUAGCUGAAGUUACAAAGUGAAGAAUUCUAGAACAGACACAAUCGAGGCCAAUGGAUCAUCCUACUUAGCUGACACAAAAGGCUUGAUCCAUGUAAAUUUGAACUACAUCAAAAAGGCCCAUAAGAUCCAUGAACUACCAUAGAGCCCUAGCCUUGUCCAUUCUCCAUGAAGAGCCUCCUUGGACAGUUGACAUCCACAAUCACAAUGGUUAAGAACAGUGGCGGAGGCAGGGCCAUUUGGUCUGUCUCGGGACAGGGGUAAAUUUUGGUGGAACAAAAAUAUGCCAUAUAUAUUUAUAUUGGUGAUGAAACACAACACGUAUAGGUAGUAUUAGAGUACUUUGUCAUUACAACACAACUCAUUACUUGUCCAAAAUUGACAUAAAAUUAAUUUAUUAUACAAUAAACGAAAUUCCAAUUGCAAUAAAGAACUAAUCGAGUCUCUUUUCUCCUUAUGCCUAUUUGAUCUUUCCUCAACAACCCUGAAAUUGUCUAGCGACAACGACAAUCCUGCUAGUUUUGAUCUACCAAUUACAACUGCAAGUGUAAAAAGAGCAUUUUCAGCUUUGAGUUAUAUUUAAGAACAAGUUUCCAAAGUCGAUUUGGCGACUAGUUUGCUAAUACUUGUUUAGUAAGAUACAUUGAAAGAGACUUAUAUAAUAGUGUAGACAACAAAUGUUUUUGCGCUUCUUUCACUAUAUGAAAUUCCUUCGUAGUUGUUUCUGAAAAGUAUGAUAGUAUAAUCGGUUAUUUUUAAUUUAAGAAUGAAUUAUUUGGAUAUAAUUAUUUUUUAUUAAAUAAUUCUUUUAUUAAAUAUUUAUAUAUUUAAGUUAUGAAAAGAGGACAGAGGUGGUUUGAAAUGCUGCCUCCGCCACUGGUUAAGAAGGUAGUGAUUGCAAUUUGAACUUGUUUCUGAUGUGUAUUAUUUGAACUGAUCCACAGUAGUGUGGGAUAGCACACAGUACUAUUUUUGGCUUGUCUCGUUUUGUCUCGUUCUGUUUUUUAUCCGUGUUAUCUCAAUUUGUAUCACUAUUUCUCUUAUUUCGACUUAUCUUAACUUAUAUUUUCGCACAAUGAUACUUUAAAUAUGUGCAAGACUUUAUCUUUCUACUAAUUGGAAUCAAUUAGUCUAGCUUUAUCUCCUUUUGUUUUAUCACUAAAAAAUAAAUAUUUUCUUCAAAUAAUUUAUAAGAACGAGUCGACCUACCCAGUGGCGUAGCCAGAUUUUGAAUUGAUCGGGGUCCUUGAAAUUUUUCAAACUCUAAAGUUUGUGUAUCUAAUGAACUUUGAGCUGACUA